Molecule: messenger RNA, 5541 nt
Organism: Sodiomyces alkalinus F11
Lineage: Eukaryota; Fungi; Ascomycota; Sordariomycetes; Glomerellales; Plectosphaerellaceae
Exons: 2
Coding region: 1-5541 (1846 amino acids)
Source: RefSeq, a predicted model, not a curated record
AUGCCAGCUGUGGAGCGCGACGGCUCUAGGGAUGGAGAGCGACGUCUAAGACAUCAACACUCUUCAUCCUCAGACCAUAGCCGAGCUUUGAUCCCCAUGUGGGAUAGUUCAGAUCCCGAGAGGGCUCCCCCUCCUCUUCCGCUUAACCCCCAGUCCCCCAGCGUUUCCCCGCGGCGUGGAACCUCAAGUGCGAUACAGUCGGCCCACGCCAACCUUGCAGAGAAGGCACGGGAGAACAGCAACUCUUCCAGUGCUUUGGCCAAGAACACAAACGAUACUUGGCCAGAGAAGUCCCUCGUCCGAGGCUCCCAUCAUCGACGUAUAGAGUCCCUUCAGUCAGGUACCGUCCGAGAUAUCAGCCUGUUGCUCGAAAGCUCGCAACUGUCGGGCCCGACCUCGCCGACUAAGCCGGUCGAGAAAUCACUCAGACCGUCCACGCCAUCCAAGGUGUCGCAAAAUCAGAUCGAAUCAGCUUCUAUCGAGAAGGAAUCCCAGGUCAUCACGAACUCCCCGAGACCCGGGCCGAGCCUCACACCGAUUGUCCGUCCAAUAGUCCGCAGGCCACAGCAGAGUAUCUUGGGCGAAAACACCCCCCCUCAGUCAGCUACAAUGCAGGCGUUGCAGAAUAUGCAGAAUACGCCGCCGCAGGCGACGAGAGAUUCCGAAACCCCUUUGCAGAACAUCACCAAUCAGUCAACAUCUGUGGUUCGGGUACCUCAGAGCCUGGAUUGUCUAUCCAACCAAAUACUGAGCCUCACAAGCAUCGCGACAUCUUUGCAGAAGGACAUGUCGCAACUGAGCCGGCGCAGUCGCGACAAUGCAGCCGACCUUCUCAGCCUCAAGGAAGCUACAAAGGCCAGAGAUGAAGAUAUUCGGAAAAGUCUUCGCGACGUGCUUAACAACAUGCAUGAGACGACUGCACGGAUCAGUUCUCGUGAAACAUAUAAUACUGGGCUGUUCCUAGACAGCAGACCUCAUCAGGGAUCGUCUCCUCCGCCUACCAAAGCCAUCCGACCGUUUUCCCUACCACGGAUCCCUUCCCCCACCAGCUUCGCUGGGUCUAUAGACCGUGAUUCUAUCAGCACACCCUCGCUCUGCAAUUCAGAUCCAUCCACUGCUACCACCGCCAUUCUCGAGAAGGUGUUGCGAGACAUGAGCACGAAAGAUGGACAAACCCUCCUCCUAAACCGACUCACCGAACUCGCCGACAAGCUUGCCGGCAUGGCAUCCGCCGCCAGGGUCGAGGAACUUGUCGCCCAGGCAAAAAAGAACCGUGAGCAAGCCAUGGUCACUGUUGGGGAGGACGAAAACCGUCGCGAGACGGACGGCAAAUCUGGGCAGUCGAGCAGACGCGAGAUGAGCUACGACAUCCAGUCGGCGUCUCAAAAUGACGCGGAUCACAGGUCUCCGGAAUCAACUAAGACUGUGAAGCUGCUAGGAGACGACAUGACCAAAGCCAUCCGGUCAGUAAAGGACAUCGUUUCUCAGAGCGGGGGCCUCACUGCUGAAGUGAAGGCCCUUGUUCGCGAACUUCGUGGCGAAGUUCUGGGCAUGGGACGGGAGAUUGGCCGUCGACUUGACGAACUGGACGCCUCCAAAGACCCGGCGGAGGAUCUUUCGACCAAAGAAGAGAUUACCAAGAUUGUCGAGGAAGGGCUGGUUCGCAUGAAGACCCAAAUGGACGAGCUUGUUCGUGAGCACCGACGACUGUCGACGAGUGCCACCCCGCCCCGCCCUAAAGAAAUCGACUACCAGGAGAUAUAUAACGCAAUGAGAGCGGCCCUGCGCGACACGAAUGCCUCCAAACCGGCCGAAAGGACACUAAGCAGAGAAAACGUGGUGGAUGCUGUCCGGGAAGCUUGGGAAAACUACAAACCCGAGUACGAAAGAAACUUGGGCUUGGAGCGCGAGGAAAUCCUCGAGUAUCUCACAGAAGGAUUGCAGGAACACAUGCAAGCGGACAGCGCCACACCUGGUGCUACGAAAGAGGAGGUCUUUCAGGCGGUGGUUGAGGGGUUGAAGCAUUUCGUUCCUCCUCGUUUGGAUCCACCGCCCAACCUCACGCGCGAUGAGAUUCUCGACGCUGUGCGGGAGUGUCUCGAGGAAUUCGAGUUUCCCGUCGCACCGUCUGCCCUGAAUGCCGAGUUGACGAGGGACGACAUGGUCUACGCCGUCAAGCAGGGGUUGAACGAUUUCGAUUUCCCCCAGCAAAGUGUGGACCUCACCCAUCUUCCCGAUCGCAAUGAGAUUGCAUCGCAGCUCCAGGAGAUGAUGGACUACUUGCGCCAAGGGUUCGACGCUGCUUCGCAAGAGGCAAAGGAGAACGUGGACGCCAGUGGACGCGAUGUUGAACAGGUUCUGGACGCGACGAGGGAGGGACUGGAGAAACUGCGGUGCGAUAUGGAAGCAUACGUCAGCCACCUUUUGGAAGAGUCAGUUCGUUCGCGAACGCAGGACGAUCUGGCGGAGAAACUAACCGAAACGCUGGAGCGUUUCCAAGACGAGAUUGCAUCGACCGUGGCGAAGGCGUCGGAUGAGUCCAGGUCAAUGAUUGACAUGCGGAUGGAAUCGCUCCGCGAUACGGUCAACUCGUCCAUGGUGCCCGCAACUCCCCAGGUCAGCCACGUGGACAUUCUGGAAACCGUGAAAAGCGGCCUGGAUGCCGUCAGGGCCGAGAUUCGCCGCCCCUCUGCAGGACAUGCCGAAGUCUUGGACGCGCUGCACGAGGGUCUCGCCGACCUCCGGGUUGGCAUUGAAAAGAUCCACAACAAACCGGCCGACCUCACGGCCAACGACGAGAUUCUGGAGGCGCUUAAGGCAGGGCUGGACAGUGUCCGCGCCGACAUCGACGCACUGCGGGAGCAAAGCCGCGACGAUCAGGCGGUGGCUAUACUAAACGACAACGGAAUCGUGCCUACGGAGCCAUCCGCCGCACUGUGGCAUGAAGAUAUCAAGAAUCUUGAAGUCCUCAUCUCGCAACUCCGUAACCAAGUUGAAGCGUUGAGGCCCGCGACGACAGCCGACUCGACUGCGAAGGAGGAGGAGGAGCAGGUGUCCAAGGAUGAUUUUGCACGCCUGGAGAAAAUGCUGGGCAACGUUCAGGAGUGUGUGGACAGGAUGGACCCGAAGAAAGAGACGCCGUUGCCAACCGACAACGCGUCUAGGGAGGACGUUCAGGCCAUCGAGACCAUUUUGCGCAACACCAAGGCCAGGCUCGAUGAUCUGAUCGACGGCGAAGAUGCCGUGAGAAGGGAACAUGUGGACAACCUUCAGACCCUGAUCAGUGAAACCCGAGACGCCGUUGAUAUGGUCGUUAACCAGCUCGACACCCUCCCUCGGAAAGACGACGUUACGGCGGUGGAGUCGCUCGUCACACAGGUUGCGGCAGGCUUUGAAGAGAUGAAAGAACGAGCGAUGACGGACCUAGAAGACCCCGAACGAGUGACCAGGAGCCACGUCAACGCAGUAGAGGCAACAUGCCACGACAUCAAGGCCGUCUUCGAGAACAUGGUGAAGACGGAUCUGGUUGCGCUCGCCUCUAGCGAAGACGUACAGGCCGUCAAGAGCGCCCUGGAUGACUUACGAUCCAAGGUCGAGGCAACGGGCGAUAUGCAGUCGAAGGCAUCCGAGGAUCGGCAAGCGGAGAUUAUCGGGGUCGGCGAACGGGUCUCCGACGUCAAGACAGUGCUCGAGGAGUUUCAAGACCUGGUCAAGGGCAAGCUCGAGGAGGGCGUGACGGGGAUGGAAGCUCUUUCAAAGCUCUUAGAGGGCGUUUCCGAGACAGUGGGACAAAACGCCAACCUGGGACAGACUUUGGCGGACCUCUCCGACAUGAUACGAGCCGAGUUUGAAGAGUCCAAAACCGGGACAGUGGGCGCCAAACUCGACACGGACGAAAAACUGCAACAAUUCACCGAGGGUCUCGGGUCCAAGAUUGACGAGAAAUUUGCCGAGCUGGUCGUCAAGUACGAGGACUUUCAGUCCCUCUCGGAGGAGCGUGCCAAAGCAGCCGAAGCGCGAGACAUCGAGACGGAAGCUGCCCUUUUGAGCAGUAAGACGAUGGCCGAGGAACUCAAGUCUCUCGUCGACACCCUGGGCUCGGCCGUCACCGAUUCCCUCGAGAAGAUGGAAGAAGCGUCCAAAACAGUAUUCGACAAGGUGGAGGAGAUGACGGUCAAGGUAGAUGGGAAUCAUAUACACAGCACGUCGGAGCAUCACGAAAGUCAGAACCAGAUCAAGCGGGCUGUGGAGACGGUCGAGACUCUGCAGGGUCAGCUUGGGGACUUCCAGCCCAAGAUUCUGGACGCCGUCAAGGAUGUGCUGGUCGUUGUCGGGCAACACCACGAAUAUUCCAAGACGUCCACGACCGACAUCCGAGACAAGAUUGAGGAAGCGAAGGCCGACAUCGAGUCACUUCUGCCGCCGCCGGUCGAGAAGUACGACGACACUGCGGUGCACGAAAAGUUGGACAAGAUAGUCGACCACAGCGACGCCACCGAGAAGGCGCUUUCGCAACUGGAUGUCCUGGAGCAAAUACGCCAGCAGGUGAUGUCCACGGCGUCUGAGAUAUCCACGUUCCUGGCAGGACAGGUGAAACAGAUUGCGGAGGCCAAUGAGGACAAGGAGAAGUCGCUACAGGAGACGACAAUUGCCUUGGAGCGGCGGCUCGCGGAAAAGGAACAGGUGGAAGCCAAUCUGGGUGAUCUCCGAGCUGAGGAGGAGAGGCUCAAGGAAUCUGUCAGGAGUCUUCGGGCCGAGCAAGAGGUGACGAUGAAACAAAAGACGCGGCUGGUGGCCGAUGUGUCGUCCAUCGAAACAGCGCUGCGGCUUCGACGGGAGGAGCUUCAAGACAUGGAAGCACGCGCUCAGGGCCUGGAACGCAGGAUUCUCGACGGGAUUAUGGAUCACUCUCGCGUCCUGUUGAUGUCCAAGGCGGCCAAAGGCAAGGAGGCUAUGAGCCAGAAGAGGGUGAGAAACCAAAAACACAACCGCGCAACGGAAGGCGGGGAACGAGGGAACCCCCCCGUCGUCAACCUGGCCCUGGCUGCGAAACGGAACCUCGGUUCGCCGGCACAAACCGGAGCGGGCCGACGAAUCCUGUCACUGAGUCACAUCAACAACAACGUCGCCAGUGGGGGUGUCUCGCGAAGCCAGAGUGUACGGACCCCGGCACGCGGCGCGCGUUCCUUGCGCAAGAAUAGCUGGGGCGGGAGUCUGAACAAGGGUUACGGCGAACAUGAUAAGGAGAACAUAGCCGUCCGGGAGGUCGACGAGGAUGCCGAAGCCGAGACCGGUACCGGUACCGGUGAUGCAUGGCUGCCGCAGGACGCGCUGCCCACAAUCGAAGGCUCCGUGGUGGACAUGGAUGCUGACGAGUUGGAAGAUGUCCGGCGAAGCAGUUAUGGCACCACAGUCGUGACGGAGACGUUGGUCGACGAUGAUUUGACCGAAGAAGAUGAGUACGUCGAGGAGUACGGUCACUCGGGGGACGAUGCCGGGGAUGGCCAAGUCGUCAGGUAUGGCGAGCGAGGGGAAGUAUGA